AUGUUUGUUGUUUUUAAGCGUUAUCUCAAUUUAAUUUUCUUGUCUUCGAUCUUCUCUGCGGCCCAAUUUUCUUCAGGUAAACAUUUUUGUUAUUUUCUUUUUGUUAUUCGAAGUUUUUUUUUUAAUUCCAAAACUGCUUGGCAAUAAGGUUUGACCAAAUACAUUUGUCGCUUCCCAGCUACACCUGUGCCUACACAAUUUUCACGAGUCAGUGCAUUCAAUAGUACUGGUUUGUUGUAAAGGAAAGUUCAGUACUCUGAAACCUUGCAGCGCUUUUCUGAUAUGGUAGGUUCAUCGCCAUAACCUUUUGGCAUUGCAUAUCGUGUUCUCGGAAUACGAAUGCGAUAACUGUUGUCGAGGGCUUGAGAACUACCCCUAUGUGUUUGGAAGGAUUUUCAUGCAGCACGCUGUUAUAAGGAUUAAUACAUGCAUACAGAAAGAUAGUUAUCAUAUUUAGCCUUUUCAUAGUCAAGCUUCGUUCAGAGUAUCAAUAGUAUUAUUUUGUCUCAAGAGAGUAUUACAGUAUGAUUUACAACAUCACAGAUUUCAAGCCAUCAAACUCUCAGUAUCGACAGAUUUAAUAUCAAAUUCUUCUGCUUUUACUUUAGACUUUUUUACUUUUAUUUUUUUCGCUGGUUUGGUUAAUUUGGCAAGGUUAAGGGAUAGCAGUUGUGAAUAUUGUGAUUGAAAUUUAUGUAAUCCCUAAUUCGUACAUAGUUGAUUUACAUCAGUAAUUGCCGUAAAUGUAAAUCAUGUUUUAUUGAAACAUUAGGCGACAACACAAGGAAAACGCUUUCAUUACUUGCCACAAGUAAGGGACGUAAUUUUUCAAAUCAUUCGCCUCUUAUUCAAUCGAUCACUCAGUUUUGGAAAGACCAUAAUAGGCAAAAUACUGAUUUCAUGCGCCAUCUCGUUUUCUUUUUCUUUCCAUCCCUGUUGACUACGACCAUCUUGUCUUCAGGGAAAUUUAUUUAUUAUUAAUGCCUCGACGAAAUUAAAUUUUCCUCUGCUACUUUGCCGUAAAAAUAAAGUGGUGAUUCAAUAUGGAAAUUUCACUUUUGGAAGAUUGCAAACCUUGUAGUCAAGCUAAUGUCAAAGGAUCUUGUUUUCUUACAGCAACGUGUUUUCGCGAUUUAUUUCAAAAGGACUUAAAGCCACUUAGUCAAGUGCCUUAGUCUAAAUAUCCUUUAACUUCGUGCGUCACCGGUCAAUGUGUUGUAAUUAUAAUAUUCUAUAGUCUUAGAGUGGAUAUAUCAUCAUGAUAAAAAGUUCGUCUGAAUAUGAGUAUGGAAGCCUUGAUAUAAUAGCCAUUGUUUUCUAUAGUUAUUUCUGCUUUGAUGAAUAGACUUUUCAUUAAACUUCAGCAUGGGUCAGCACAUAAGAGGGAAGAUAAUUAACCACACAAACCGAUUGAGAAUUGCAAAGUACAGGAAAUUGCAAUUUAUAUCCAUCACAAACUGCGACAUCUUUUAUUAGGUGUUGCAAUUUAAAAUUCGUUCGCAACCCUAUAUACAAUGAUUACAUCAACAGAAGAUACAUCGGAAUAGAUAUAAAAUAGAUCAUUUUGUGAAUGAUAAUACCACAUUUUCAAGUUUGUCCACUCAGCAGUUGUUUCAGGCAAAGCGUUGCGUAACAAGACCUAGUUACAAAAUCUGCUAAAUUAUUCCUCGUCUACCCUCUCGUUCUCAUCCGUUUUUGUGUCUUUCUACUGGACUACAAAUACUUAACUUAGUUAGUUGACGGGGAGGUAAUUAAGCAAUAGGCAAAACAAAAAAAUUCCAAAAAGCAGUAAGUUGAACAUAAUAAUUUCAAUGUUUAGGCCAAAUUUCUCAAGAUGCCCAACUUGAACCAGUCGAUAAUUAAUGAUGCCUCAUCAGCCAUCUUUCGACGGAAUGACAAGGAAUCUAAGUAUAGUAGAUCUGACAUCUACCUUUGAGCUCUAACAUGCGAGUGAGUAGAAAUUUGAGGGCCUUGAAAUUUAGUAUAUAUAGUCCGUUUAAUAAAGGUGAUGUAUAAUUUUUUUUAUCACUCGAGUGAAAAAAAAAAGUGUGUUGGUUCUUUCUCCCUUAAUUGUCCUCUAUCCCUUCAAGAUACAAGUCUGCCCUUGUUCGCGUGUAUACUUCUUUACUCUCACCUGUCUUUUGAGGGAUUCAAAUGUGCUACAUUUUUGUAUAAUUAAUUAGUUGCAAGGUUAAGUGACUGUCAUCAAUUUGCUACAAUACACAUAAAGCCCGUUUUGUUCUUUCCAGAAGAAAACUGUCGAUUCUGUGACUAUAGCGCAACUAAAACCCUCUAUGUCUAUUGACUCAUUAAAAUAUUGAUUGAACAAAUUAAAGGCUCUCAUUCCUUCAAUUGAAUCGAAGCUUAUCAGCUUAUCAGCUGAAUAACAGUCUUAUCAGCUAAUCCGAAUCGACUGGUUGCCGGUUUUCUGCGUGGUGCGCGACCUAUGUUGCUAGUGCACAAAAACAAGCCAACCGUGUUGCCAGCGAGCAACAGAAAGUUAACCACAGUUCAGUCAGAAUUUAUUCCAUAGAGCAAACUAACUUUGUCUAAUUGGCCAUCAGUCAUGUCUGCGGAUGUCAAGCGCAAUCUCGUUUUAUCUUACUUGUUUUUUUGAUAUUUGCCGCAGCCAACUUUUCUCUAGGUAAAUACUCUUACUAUUUCCUGUAUAUUAAUGGUUUUUUUUGUCUUUUAUAUAUUUUAAGUCCCAAAACUGCUUGGCAAUUCGAUGUUAUAAGUUGGACCAAAGGCACCGGGCGAUCCUCAGCGAAACCUGUGAUCUCUAUCGAAAUUUACACCAAAACUACAAUAUAUUUUUACACAAGACGUUUAAUAGGCAGGCCUAUUAACCUUCAUAAAGGCAUUCGUAAUAAUCUAUUGUAAUCUAAGGUUUAAGCGACUGAAACCUUACAACGAUUUUUUCAUGCGAUAACCUCAUUUCUAUAGCCUUGUACAUUGUAUAUUCAGGAGAAUUUUAUCGCAUUAUUCGACAAAAACAUUCCUCUUGUGUUUCUCACACCAGGAAUAAAAAGUUCGGAAGAAAGAUGGCGUCCUCUCAGACAGACAUUUAAACAGCGUCAGUUUUCAAAAGAAGAAUUCCAUUAUCUGAACGUAACUCGAGUUGGAAUGUUCACCUCGAACGACAUGUUUGAUUGCACAUUUGAAUGUAUGAGAAAUACCCUGUGCCUUUCAAUAAACACGGCCGCCUCUAGAGGAGCAGAUGGAAAGCUUUGGUGCGAAUUAUUGUCUUCUGAUAGGAACAGAGCCGACGCCGAGAACUACAGCCAAAACAUGAGUUCGCAUCAUUUG
Molecule: messenger RNA, 3309 nt
Organism: Pocillopora meandrina
Lineage: Eukaryota; Metazoa; Cnidaria; Anthozoa; Scleractinia; Pocilloporidae
Source: the annotation of a GenBank genome assembly